AUGGCGUGUUCAAGAGGUGGUGGGUGGGAGGUGAAUGUGACGAGAGAAAGGAAAGUUGGGCCCCUAGCUAGUGGACACCGAAGUGGGUCCCACCUAAAGGAUAUGAUAAGCGAGUGGGUGGAAGGUAGUGUGGGGUGUGGGCCCAGGGGAUUUACUCCACUUGGGAAACGAGGAUGUCUAGAUUCUCCCUUGACAUUCAGAGCACUAAAAAUGAGGAGAAAAGGAAUAGAAAAUGGAAGAAGCAAAGCUAGGUAUUGGAGACAGGAUAGGACAAAGGACCUAUAUAUGCCUUGGGAGCCUAUGUUGGAGGACAUGGCUCCCAAAACUAAGCCUUGGUCUUCUUCAAUUGCCUCUCUCGAUAAUUACGCUAUUGACUUUGAUGCUCACUGUCAGAGAAGGAACCCCUAA
Molecule: messenger RNA, 408 nt
Organism: Sphenostylis stenocarpa
Lineage: Eukaryota; Viridiplantae; Streptophyta; Magnoliopsida; Fabales; Fabaceae
Source: the annotation of a GenBank genome assembly